Melanotaenia boesemani (Boeseman's rainbowfish) is the source of this 3396-nucleotide messenger RNA. It is a transcript of the gene rnd3a, whose product is annotated as Rho family GTPase 3a. Bases 167 to 889 code for a protein of 240 amino acids. The transcript has 5 exons. Gene Ontology annotation, biological process: small GTPase-mediated signal transduction. Gene Ontology annotation, molecular function: GTPase activity; GTP binding. Lineage: Eukaryota; Metazoa; Chordata; Actinopteri; Atheriniformes; Melanotaeniidae. The record is from RefSeq and is a predicted model, not a curated record.
CUUUUACCGGCUCAGAGCAGGCGGAGACAACGAAGGAGUCGGACGGGCAGGCACGCUAACUGGCAGGCAGCCGCCGUUACUCAGCAUCUGUCACUUUGCGUCUCGACGGUUCACACCCACCCAGGAUUAGACUCCUUUUUUUAGCGUUUAAUUUCUACUGAAAUCAAUGAAGGAGAGACGCUCGUGCCAGAAGUCCUCUCUGAAAUCCAGCAUGGAUCCCGGUCAGAGUGUGAAGUGUAAGAUAGUGGUGGUGGGGGACAGCCAAUGUGGGAAGACUGCGCUGCUUCACGUGUUCGCCAAGGACUGUUUCCCAGAGACCUACGUUCCCACAGUGUUUGAAAACUACACAGCCAGUUUUGAAAUCGACACCCAGAGGAUUGAGCUCAGCUUGUGGGACACCUCAGGAUCUCCGUACUACGACAACGUGAGGCCCCUUUCCUAUCCAGACUCUGACGCUGUCCUCAUCUGUUUCGACAUCAGCCGCCCCGAAACCCUUGAUAGCGUAUUAAAAAAGUGGAAGGGGGAGAUUCAAGAGUUUUGCCCAAACACUAAGAUGCUGUUAGUUGGCUGCAAGUCAGACCUGCGAACUGACCUGAAUACGCUCGUAGAGCUUUCCAACCAUCGACAGGCGCCCGUCUCAUAUGAUCAGGGCUCCAGCAUGGCCAAGCAGAUCUCGGCACCUUACAUCGAAUGCUCAGCUCAGCAGUCGGAAAAUAGCGUCAGAGACAUUUUCCAUGUAGCAACGCUGGCCUGCAUCAACAAAAACAACAAAAACGUCAAACGCAGCAAGGCUGCACGUGCAACCAAGAGGAUUUCACACAUGCCCAGCAGGCCCGACCUGGCAGCAGAUCUCCGGAAGGACAAAGCUAAAAGUUGCUCGGUCAUGUGACUGAUCAGACUGAGAGGGAGGGGGGGGUCAGAUUAAGGAGAACGAGGACAGCGCACAGUGCAAGCAGGAAGCUAUGGGGCAAAGCUCUGUCCUGCAUGCAAAAGACCUCUUAUUUGUCUGAAAAGGGGGUUUUAUAAGCUUCAAUUUGUGUACGUGUUACUGGAAUAUUCUGCACCAAUGAAAAAUCAAUGCGUAGUAGCAUCCCAAUCAAUGUGUCCCCCACCCCCCUCCCAAAAAAUAAAAAAAUCCCACCAGACGAGGAAGCUAUCAAUCAGUGGGCUACUUGCUCUGGGAAGUGACCUGUUUCCUCUGAGAGGUCAAAGUGGAUGCAGUCAGGGCUUUCCUCCCCAACAGGAAAUGAGCUGGAGGAGUGAUAUCAUGACGAGACACUCAUUUGUUAAAGGGUUUUAGAAAAUGUGAUCUUUUGAAUGAGGGCCAAAGCCAACGAUUGGUGAGGGCUUUGCUACUUGGAGGAAAGAGGAGCUCUUGUUUGUGCUGGAUCAAAGACUUUUUGCUCAGAGGGCUUAUAAACCAUCUCAUCACUGUGGUUUGGAACUGAUUCAGUCAUCCCUGCUCCUGAAACCAUUGGUCUGCGUGCAGAGGAGAUUGGAAGUGGUAUUUGAGUCCCGUCGGAUAUGUUGUUGAUAAAAUGUGAAGUCAUUGGUGUGUAAGUGUGUCAUUGUUUUAUUUUAGCUUCUUUCUGACAGAUCCAAUCAGAAAGAGCUGAGCGAGGGUCCUGAAAAAUGCCACCCAUCACAUUCUGUCACCUCAGCAGCAGAUUCUACGCUGCCUGAUCAAAAAGUCGCUUAGAUGUUACUUUGAUUACAGCACACGUUCAGUGUGGCAUGGUUUCAGUAAGCCUAUGCAAUGUCCCAACAGUAAUUUCCACCUGGAGUUGCAUUAAUUUUUUUCUUAGCUUGAUGCUUCCGUCACCCUGGAGUUGGUUAAAUCUGGCCUCACCAGACUACAUGACCUGUUUCCACUGAGUCUAAUCUUUAGACCUAUCUGGUUAGCUUCACUAGUGUUUUCUUAAAGCCACACAGCUGUUUAGCCAAAAUACCUUGAGUUUUAUUAACAUUAAAGGUGUGUAAAUGCUUUAGCUUUCACUAUAAAACAUGAUGUACUGCUUUACUAUUAAUUUAAUUUCAAACAUGUAAGUAAUCUCCAAUGAUAGUCAUCCAAAAUCUUAAUUUCUUACUCAAAGACGGUAAUUUAUCAUUAUCUUCUCAGGUUUUAUUAAUGCAUCAACAUAAUUUUAGUAGCUUUAGCAACCUCAUAAGUAGUCUUUGAUGCAGACCAAUAUUUGACCCUCCUUCUUUUUUUUUUUUCCGCAACCACAGGAUGUCUUCCAACAUUGUUUGAAGGGCAUGGGAAGCUUUGUGCAUUAGUUAUAACGUGUUAGCAGCUGAAACAUAUUAAUAACUGUUGUAUUUGAGCAAUGGGAGGCUCUUACCCAUUUGAGUUAAAUCCAGGUGGUGAUUUUUGGACAGGCAGUGUAUUUUAAACCCUUUUGAUGGACUAAAAGAGAUAAAAGCUGACCAUUCAAUGAAUAACUAAUUUAAUUUAACUUUGAACCAGUUCAUUUACACAGAUUUUGCUAUACUGGCUGAAGACAGUCACACCCUGAGAGUGUUUGGACUUCACAGUGAAAUUGCUGCACUUAGUGAAUGUGGCUAAAGGUUUAAACGAAGAGAAUUUACACCGUUGGCCAACAGUGAACUGUGAUUAUGGUGCUGAAAACGGACUAGACGAUGGAGUCGAUUAGCUGGGUUGCACCGCUUGAAUUUAACUCCGUCUGUAACCAAGUGCCAUACAAGAGUUUGGUAUCAGUUCAAGAUGAAAAGAAUUAGCCAGUUAGCAACUGGGCUAAUACGCUAGCCAGCUUACAUUUAUGUUUGUUCUUCCUCUUCAAGAAAUGGUCAAAUUAGGGCAAAUUGUAAAUGUCAAAUUGCAGAAUAAUGACUACUCUAAAUCUUAGCAGGCUAUUAGCGGUGUUAGCGGUUGGCUCCCCAGCUUCAGUGCUUUUCCAUUUAGCCCUCCCCUCGCGACUUAUUUCACAGUUAAAUUCUUCUGUGCCAUUUUCUGACCUCGACUAAAAAUUGGAUGAUUGUAUUUUUUUCUACAUGGUUUGAAAUAUUAGAUCAUCUCAGUGUUUGAUUUUUCUGUAUUGUAAUGUAAACUAAAAGAAAAAAUGAGUGUCAAUUUCUGAAUUUGUGGUUUUGCCUUUAACAAAUGGUGCAAUUGAGCUGUUAAAAUAUCAAAGGCAUUGAUGCACUUUUUAAUAUAACAUUCAGCUCAACAGUUAGCCUGUUCAUAUGCCACAAUGGUCACAUUUUGGCAGCACAGUGCCCCAGUUCCCAUCUUCAUUUUCUAAUCUGUAGUCCCUUCUGUGUGUACACAUCUUUUCUUGAAUGUUGUCACUUUCAAAAUGUCUUUGCCAAUUGUGUUACCACAAUAUUUAUUGAAUUAUAUAUUUUCUCUUUAGAAUAAAAGCAAAUGCAAUUAAA